AUGCUCGCAAGCCAGAAUGGCCUCAACCUAGACCGCAACCUGGGAAUUGAGUCCCCAGCACAGACCAUAGGGGGAGCUAUCGACCCACUACAGCGAUAUACUGGCCACCACAGACAACAGGGCCCCACUGUUUCUGAUGCAAGCAAGUGGGACACUACCGCAAAGACUGUCCCCUGGAACCACUCACACCCAAUUGGAAUCAAAAAGGGGGUCCCAACACAAGGGCGGCCAUCCAUUGCAUUAACUACCCUGUCCCAACCACUUGGGAAGCCUGGGAGUGAACCCCUGGGGUUCCUUCAUGAAGCCGACCCUGUGCAGACGACCAGUACCGACAACAUCACCGUCAAUUGGUAA
Messenger RNA from Pelobates cultripes (western spadefoot toad), 354 nucleotides. Lineage: Eukaryota; Metazoa; Chordata; Amphibia; Anura; Pelobatidae. The record is from the annotation of a GenBank genome assembly.